AUGAGACGCGCAUCCAAUUGCAUGGCCAGUCUCCUCCUCCUGUCCGCUGCUUUACUUCCCGCCACUCUAGAGGGAGCCGUCUGCAAAUCCGAAUACAAGAAUGCUCCGGGAGGGCUGGUGCACACCGCCUGCAAGCCACCAAACCGAAGAUGUAAAAUCACCAGCAGUGGACUCUCCAGCAGCAAGAAGACAGAGUUUCUCAAGGCGCACAACGACUAUCGCAUGAAGGUGGCCAAGGGGGAUCUUCCCAAUUUUCCUAAAGCGGCUGACAUGCAGAAACUGAUAUGGGACGACGAGCUGGCCGAGGUUGCCCAAGCGCUCGCCGAUCAGUGCACUGUAUCAAACGGGGGAAUAAAGCACGACAAGUAUGACGAGAGGUUCACCGUAAAGUUUAAACAAGUCGGACAGAACUUGGGCUGGGCUGCGGCUUCGUUCGAUGAUCCUGACGUGGACGUGAUAGGUCAAGUGACUCGAUGGUUCAACGAAUACCAGUAUUUUAAUCCGGCCGGGAUCCAUAGCUUAAGGCAUCAGUCGGGACCGGCGGUGGGACACUUCACACAGGUCAUUUGGGCGGCCACUGAAGCCGUUGGCUGCGGCAUGGCCCGGUACACCUUACAAAAUGAUAGAAGCGGAACACCCUACCAAAAACUGUACGUCUGCAAUUACGGCCCAGGUGGAAACGUGGCGAGAAGGCCGAUCUAUGAAGCCGGCGAACCCUGCAGCAAGUGCCCUCAGGAGACCACCUGUCAACGGGAAAUGGGACUCUGUGCAUCGCCGCACGACUCAGGCGGAUUCGGCGCAUCCUCCGCCAGCUGCCUCGCGCUCAUAACUGUUGCGUUAAUGGUGGUUGCGUUGCCAGGCGCUGGGUAA
This is a messenger RNA of Ixodes scapularis (black-legged tick), 870 nucleotides long. Its product is annotated as CRISP/Allergen/PR-1. The record is from RefSeq and is a predicted model, not a curated record. Gene Ontology annotation, cellular component: extracellular region. Lineage: Eukaryota; Metazoa; Arthropoda; Arachnida; Ixodida; Ixodidae. The transcript is spliced from 5 exons. The coding region runs from base 1 to 870 and encodes 289 amino acids.